Messenger RNA from Acanthosepion pharaonis, 645 nucleotides. NCBI's taxonomy places the organism in Eukaryota, Metazoa, Mollusca, Cephalopoda, Sepiida, Sepiidae. The record is from the annotation of a GenBank genome assembly.
AUGUUGAUUCCUUCUGAUUUUCUUCCUUUUAAGUUUUAUUCUAUGUUAUUUCAUUUGUUUUUCGUUCAUUGUUUUAUCUUUUGCAAGACCAUUUGGCUCGAAGCGAAGGUCGUUUGCAACGUGCAUCAAUGUUUCCCGCCAUUUCUUCCUCGUGCAACCCAAAUCUGUUCUUUUGCCUCCCGUGUUAACUUCUUUCAUUCUUUCUUUCUUUUUUUCUUUCGUUCUCUCUAUCUUUUUGUUUUUUCUUUCUUUUUUCUCUUUUCUUUCUACAUUUCUUUCUUUCUCUCUGUUUUUUUCUAUCUUCCUUUUUCAUUUAUCUUUCUUUAUUUGGCAUUUCGUUAUCACUCUCUCAAUCUCUCUCUCUCUCUCUCUCUCUCUCUCUUCUCAUUUUUGAUGUUACUCUCUUUCUUUUUCAUUUCGCUGUCACCUUCGCAACAUUUCCCUAUUUUUAUUUCAUUCUUCUUUUCAAUUUUUCUUUCUUUUUUAUUUGAACAUUUUCCUUUCACUAUGUUUAUUCUUCUAUCUAUCUAUCUCUCUAUCUAUCUCAGUCUGUUCAUAUCUAUCUAUCUAUCUAUCUAUCUAUCUAUCUUGAUUAUAUGUGUUCCUAUCUAUCUAAUCUGUUCAUAUGAUUCUGUCUGUUCGUAA